This is a messenger RNA of Sturnus vulgaris (Common starling), 1140 nucleotides long. It is a transcript of the gene IER3IP1, whose product is annotated as immediate early response 3 interacting protein 1. The record is from RefSeq and is a predicted model, not a curated record. NCBI's taxonomy places the organism in Eukaryota, Metazoa, Chordata, Aves, Passeriformes, Sturnidae. Gene Ontology annotation, cellular component: Golgi membrane; endoplasmic reticulum membrane; COPII-coated ER to Golgi transport vesicle. Gene Ontology annotation, biological process: endoplasmic reticulum to Golgi vesicle-mediated transport.
CUCUCGGGCGCCGCUCCCGCUCCUGCUCCCGGUGCGGCUCCCGGUGCCGCCCCCUCCGCCCCGCCGGGCCAUGGCGUUCACGCUCUACUCGCUGCUGCAGGCCUCGCUCCUCAUCGUCAAUGCCGUGGCCGUGCUGCACGAGGAGCGCUUCCUCCGCCACGUUGGCUGGGGAAGCGAUCAAGGGAUUGGAGGAUUUGGAGAGGAACCAGGAAUUAAAGCACAGCUGACAAACCUCAUUCGAUCAAUACGAACUGUUAUGAGAGUGCCGUUAAUAGCCCUGAAUUCCAUCACAAUCGUUCUCCUCCUGUUGUUCGGCUGAAGACACCUGGCAGAAAUCCUUCGGACAUCCAAAGAAACCAGUUGCUGACCACCACUGCUCUGAUUUCCCUGGGAUCCAGCAAGGUUUAGCUGUCAAUCUGACAUUCAACUUAAAAUAAUAAAAGACACUGUUUCUAUUUAUCCCAUUUCCUAAUGUUCCCUUGCAGUUUCAUUAAGCAGGAUCACGGGAUCAAUGCAACAACGCUGCAAACACAUUGGACUGUGACCAGUUCUGUUGCUGCCUGUUCAUAGUGUUGAUUAAUUAUUAGAAUAAAUGUCAUAGGAUGUUGCAGUGACUGGCAAUGGGAUGCAGCUUUUAAAUGCCUCGUUACUCAGGGAUGAAUUUCCUUCAGUACGCUCUCCAAUUUUUGUUUUAAAUUGAGGAAAGCAACAAUGUGUUUGUUUUCAUUUCAGUUACUACCAUGGAACUGUUUAAGAGAACAUGAAUUAGGCUCUGAAAACGUGUUGUAAAGAAUAAUUGUUAUAAAGGAUUGAAGUCCAGCUGUGAUAUGGAGGGAGAUAAAACCAGCUGGGUAAAGUCCUGAUUCAGGUUAACAUUGAAAGCUGAAUUUUCCUGCUUUGACUGGGGAUUUUUGUCUUCAAAUCAGUAUUUCAUACUAAUGGUAAAGCCAGUUGCAAAUGAGUGCAACUGCAGUGCAAAAUUAAAGAUCUAAAAAUUAAGAAAAAAAAGCUGUACCUAAAGCUGGGCAACUCUGUGUUAACUUUGGGGAUAUUAGUAAUUAGCAUUUGUUACUCUUCUGUCAAGGAUUGUUAUUAUACUUUUUAAAAUAUGUAUUAAACUUCUGCGUGGUGAUUACUGUG